GAUACGUUCAUUCAAUGUCAUAUGUUUGGCCAUGUAGGGUCCAGUUGAUGUAUUGUGUGUAUACGAUUAGUGAUGUCCACAACAAUGGUCACUUGGAGCCGGAUCAGUGCGGGCUGCGCGAAGAGUUUGCUGUUGGUAUUAAAUGGAUUGGUCAUAUUGGUGGCGCUAGGCGUUUUCGGGUUCGCUGUUGUCGAUACCAGGUUAUUAAAGCAGUAUGGUGAUGAACACGCAUCGGGCACCUUUGUUGGUGAUGUGAUCAUCAUUGUGGCGAGCCUUAUACUUGUCGCCAUAGCUGUGUUUGGGUGUGUGGGUGUAAUCAGGAGCAAUGUUAAGAUACUUUACUUGUAUGUUGGGUUUCUAUUAAUUAUAAUGAUAUUGGAGUUGUUGAUAUUGAUAUUUGUAGCUGUCCAACGAUAUGGGUUGGAGUUUAAAGUAACAGAGUUUAUAAGGGAAGACUUCUACCGGAACGUAACGGCUGAUGAGAAGGAGUUACACGAGAAACACUGGGAUGAUUUGCAGAGCACGUAUGAAUGCUGCGGUCUGAACGGGCCUGAGGAUUACGCAGCGAUCAAACAACCGAUCAGCAUGUCGUGUUGCCCGCGCGCCUACCGUGCCAGAGCUGCGUAUGCGCAGCAACAAUUGUAUAAGGCGUGCGUUGAUUCGACCAGUUACUACAGCGAGGGUUGUGAAGACGAGAUAUUGAAUUUAAUGCGUUCAGACGCUGAUUGGUUGCUCGGUGCCGCAGUACUCAGCAUUUGGUUCGAGGCGGCGAGUAUGUUGCUUGCCAUGCUGAUCGCCAACCACACGAAGAAUAGCGUCCAGGUGUACCGAGACACUGUCAAAUAUUAAUAUCAUUAAUUAUUUGUGUAAUAAAUAGACUUACAUUAUAUAGAUAGAGAGUCGAGCCUCAGAAACUGGUCAACAUUUUGUCAGCUAAUUGUCAAAUUAGCUAACUCGUUGUUUUUAUCAGUAUUUUGUAUAUUUACGUAUAAAAUGUAUCUUGACGUAUUAUUUGAUAAAUAAAAUGAGUGUUUACGCAUUAAAAAGGUGCAGAAUUUAUAAGACAAAAUAAAUAUAGAAGUUUUAAGGGAAUCACUCAUAACUAUUCAUCACGCAAAAUUGUAUGAAAAUGUUGACCCGUUUUUCUUGAAGCAUUUGUAUGGAGACACUCUAUCUAUAUAAUCUAAAUAAGUAACAUAGCCUGAAGGAUAAGCAAGUUAUAUACAAUUUUUGUACCAAGUGGCUACCAAGCAUACGGCCUGUCUGAUAGUAAACAGUUACCGUAGCUACUUAUAUAGUAACAUUAUGGAUGUGAGGCGCGCGUUACACUAGGAAAAAACCUUACUACGCUCUCUGUGAAGAGUCCCGUACUGUAGUCUCUAAACUAUAACCUGUUCACGAAAGGAAAUAUAUAUAUUUAUAUAUAAUCUAAGUAUAUAUUAGUGUAAUGUAUACAUUGGGGUCGACUCUGAAAGCUAUUUCUCUAAAUCUUUAAAUUUCAUAGAGAUUUUUUUACUGUGAGAAUUAAUAUGAACUAAAUUUCUAAUACUAGAUUUAAGUAAAAAAUAAUAUAAUUUUAGCUGAUGAUGGCCCAAAAAAUAGUUAUUAUAUUAUAUCAGUCGUUAAAUGUCCACAUAGGUCUCCCCCAAAAGGGGGGUUUGCCAGUAAUUGCCACGUUUGGUAAGCGAAUUGGCUAUCGCAGUUAGGCUUUGCUAAUGUUUUAUCAGGGACGUUGUUACCCAUCUCUGGCCCAUUAAGCUCCUUUAGUCGCCUCUUACGACAUUCACGGGAAAUUUUUGUAUUAAUACUUCAAAUACAUCUAUCAAAUUUAAUUUUUUUGUCCUUUUGUAGCAUCUUGUCAUAAAAAAGUUACUGGUUUAGACGUUUCACUACAAAAAUGUGACUAACAUUUGUUAUUAUGUAAACAAAAGAAAUUCGGUCUUAUCAAAAAUAAAAGGUAUUUACUGUAUUAUUACUGUAUAAUUUAAUAAUUAUAAUUAAAUAAUAUGAUUUUCGGAGAAAAUUACAAAAAGAAAACUAUAUUAUAAUGUUAAUUUUCAUUAAAAUUAACUGUAUUUACUAUUAUAUAAAUAGUGUAAUAAAGUGUAGAAUAAAUAAAUAAAUAAAAAUUGUAACGUCGA
Galleria mellonella (greater wax moth) is the source of this 2141-nucleotide messenger RNA. Its product is annotated as 23 kDa integral membrane protein-like. NCBI's taxonomy places the organism in Eukaryota, Metazoa, Arthropoda, Insecta, Lepidoptera, Pyralidae. The transcript is spliced from 6 exons. The record is from RefSeq and is a predicted model, not a curated record. The coding region runs from base 73 to 849 and encodes 258 amino acids. Gene Ontology annotation, cellular component: membrane.